AUGUGGAUGAAAAAGUUACAGCAGAAGGCUCUGCAGCAACCUAAGCAGAAGAAAUCCAAGUCGGCUGAAUUUCUGAUGGGUGAAGACGAGAGCGCCACUCUGGUUGGCAUAGAAAACCCAGCCUUCGAUGGAGGAGGAAGCAGCGAGCUUUCCAUUCCUCCGGUUUGGCUGGGGAGAGAAAUUCGAGGUGACAGGCCAGAUAGCACCCUUGCAGCUCACCGAAAAAAAACGGAGCUGCAAGCCCCUGCCAAAGAAAGAGGAAAUAAACGCGCCCAAAAUUACUUUGACCCGUCGUCGGCGGAGCAGACAGACCCAAGGCAUUGCGGGAUGGCUGGGGUCAGCACUGAAGAUGAGCUGGAAUUAACAAUAUUGAACGCUGAUGAAAACAGGCUGUAUCACAGAAUGGCUGCGAUGCUGGAUGAGGACGAUACCUUCAUAAAUAUACCAGGUACGCUGCUAGCCUCCAGGGAUGAGGAGGUGUUGGAAGUGAAGGCGGGUGAUCCAGUCCUUCAGCUCCACGGUGGUGGUGAAGCCUCGGGCUCCACACCCUCCCAGACCCAAACCAUCGCCAAAGCCCAGACUGGGGCCAGUGCUGGGCCGGGAGGAGAGGCUGGACUCGAAGCAGGGAGGAUGGUAAUGGGCAGAGAGAGCGCUGUAAAAAUGAGGCCAGUGGAGGAGCAGAUCCCCCACUACGCCCAGCAGCUGAGGGAGCGUGUGCGGCCUGACAUGAUCACGCUUGGCAGCCUUUCACUGCAGCAGCAGGCGGCUCAGAAGGGACCGCUGAAGAGGAGUGAGUGGGCAAACAGAAAGAAGACGCUAAUGGACUUCUUUGCUGGAAAUGUUAAGGAGCCUCAUUCACAAAGAGACUGUGACGAUGCUCCGCAGCCCAGACCGAACACACUGCUGCAAACCAUUGAAAGCCCUUCACUCAGAGCGCUGGGGGAAGGCCAAGAGGAAGCGAUGGCCAAAUACGGUCAGAUGACAGAGCUCCCAGAAUCCUCCUCUUCGGCAUCACGACCCCAGUGGCAGGUGGACCAGAUCACAUCCCCUCAGCCUGUGGAGGUGUGUGUGUGUUGCCUCAGAGCCACCAGAGACAAGCUGCCGAGGGGCCUCUACACAGUCAGUGUGGCCCUUCACAGCCGUCUCGGGGGUCCAGCUCUGGCCUGGCGCAGUAAGAAGGAGCAGCAUGAGCGGGCGGUGUCCACGGAGCCCAUCGAGCAUCGUGGCCGCUACUGCGACACCGACCUGAACAUCAACCAGAGCCUGUUCAUGAUCUGUCCCGCGGCCUGUGAGGUCGUCCCCUCCAUGGUCCUGGUGUUCCAGCUGAUCGCACUACCAGGGGACGGCAGUUACAUCAGCUCUGUAGUGGCGUGGGGGGCAUUUCCUGUUUGCGGAUCGAGCCUCGGUUUGGUCCAGGGCAGGUUCAAAACCCCUCUGCUCAGGGGGGAGCCGAACACACGCCUGGACCAAUUCAAAAAGAUUGAAGCCGUCAUCUCCUCAGAUUUAGACCACUGGCUGUGCAACUUGUACUUUCAGGUAAAGCGGCUCCCUUCUGGGACAUCCGGGGUUCCAGAGCGCUGUAUCACCCUAUCCAUCCCCCCACCCAACCCCCCUCUGAUGCCCCACCCUGAGGUCCGUCUUGACCAACCACCAGGCCAACUGCCAAUCCAGCCUCAGGCGCAGCUCCGUCCUCAGCCCCAGUUAUACCCCCAGCAGGCGGGGCCCAGCAGCAGAGCAGGAGAGCCCUCUGUGGUUCUCUCUCACCGGGGGUCUCCUCUCUACCUGUCAGCUGAUUCGGCUUGCUCUUCCUCAUCUCUGCCAGGGAAGAAUUCCUCCUCGGGAGCCAUUUCUGGAAACACGGGAGAGAAGAGCGAUCCGUGCAGGGAGAAAGCAGAGGGCGGGAUCCACUACAAGAAGAAGCCAAUCAAGAAGACAAAUAGCUGCGGCCCCAGCAUGAGCAGCGCACCGCCUCGGCAGGCAGGCAAACAGAAGAUGCAGCCUUCAGUGGAGAACCUCUCCACGGAGGAGAUGGAGGAGUAUACAUUCUCCCUACAAUCAGCGCUGCCUGGAGCCGCCUCCCGCCCCUCACGCCUGUCCGAGCGAGCCCGCCUGGCCCUGCGCAUGCUGCCGUCCGAGCUGGGCCUGCCGUUGCCGGGGCAACAACAGCCGCAUAGUAGCUGGCGUGGCUCCGUUCGGCAGCUCGGCCUCAUUAUGCUGCUGCUGGCUUUGAUGUGGUUUGUGAGGCUCUACCUGCAUUACUGCAGCCAGUGGCUCUACCUCCAGGCCAUAGCAGUUCCUGUCAACAAAUUCCAGUUCCACGCACACACGGUGGACCUGGUGUACCAGAGUUCUCUGCUGCACACCCGGGAGGAGCUGGCGAUGGUGGUGGUGGGUCCCCUGACCUUGAACGCAGCAACGUUCCUGCUGGUUCUGAUCAGAUGUGGCUGUCAACAGAUAUUUGGCUCACUCCCUUCCUUCACGUCAAAGUUUAUCAUGGCUCAGGGAGUGUGGACAGUCCUCGACCCCCUGGCCGUCUUUGCGGUGGACGCCGUCCUCGGGCGUCUCGCCUACAGCCCAGACACACCGGUGGGAGACGCAGCCAAGCUUUACUGGCACUACUUCAGAGUUGACCAAUCAGGUGCAGCGGGAGUGAUCAUCACUCUUUUCCUCUAUGCAGUCAUCUUCCUGCUGUCCGUCACCAUCCUCUUCAUCAACAUGCUCAGAUUUCACAACGAUGGGCGCAUGCUGGAUGUCUUUCAGCGCCUCACAGCCAAGGAGGGAACUUACUUCCUGCCUCAAGACCUGGAGCUGUCCAAUCAGGAACUGAGCUACAUUGUCAAGAAGGCGGAGCAAUGGAGAGGCUUCAACGGGGAGAGGCGCAAGGUUACAGUUUACGACUAUAUCUGGACAGCAGAGGACCCCUUGGCAGGCUCAGCAGUCCCUAAUGACCCCCCAAGGGAGGGUGAACCCCCACCAGAGGGGGAGACCAGCACCCAUGUAGCAGUGUACACUCUGUACCUGAGUGGGCAGAAACAGAGAUACAGACACUUCCUCCGUCAACCGGACGGGGCUAUCGUUGAGGGAUACACACCGGGGCCUCUUCUAUUCUCCGAAGCUAAAACUCUUGAUACCAUCACCUUGGCUUAUUGCCACCUUUUCGCACACCCAGUGACAACUCCUACAAACAUUGUGCGUGCCACCUGA
Messenger RNA from Notothenia coriiceps (black rockcod), 3204 nucleotides. RefSeq names its product orofacial cleft 1 candidate 1 (gene ofcc1). The coding region runs from base 1 to 3204 and encodes 1067 amino acids. The record is from RefSeq and is a predicted model, not a curated record. The transcript is spliced from 22 exons. NCBI's taxonomy places the organism in Eukaryota, Metazoa, Chordata, Actinopteri, Perciformes, Nototheniidae.